Messenger RNA from Sardina pilchardus (European sardine), 3308 nucleotides. RefSeq names its product F-box and leucine-rich repeat protein 5 (gene fbxl5). Gene Ontology annotation, biological process: intracellular iron ion homeostasis. Gene Ontology annotation, cellular component: cytoplasm. The coding region runs from base 105 to 2231 and encodes 708 amino acids. Gene Ontology annotation, molecular function: protein binding. Lineage: Eukaryota; Metazoa; Chordata; Actinopteri; Clupeiformes; Clupeidae. The record is from RefSeq and is a predicted model, not a curated record. The transcript is spliced from 11 exons.
GUAGACAGGCAGCUAAGCUAGCAAGUUUUCCAUCGCAGAAGUCUUCGCCGCCGUCGGGACCAUACCGUAGUGGAGUUCUUCGUUUGUUGUGGUAUGGAGUGAAGAUGGCUCCUUUUCCCGACGAAGUGGACGUUUUCACAGGCCCACACUGGCGUAUGAAACAGUUGGUGGGUCUGUAUUGCGAAAAGCUCUCGAAAACCAACUUCUCCAACAACAAUGAUUUCAGAUCGUUUCUGCAGUCACUCUGUGCUACCUUCAAAGAGUUCAAGAUGCACGAACAGAUCGAGAACGAGUACAUCAUUGGACUGCUGCAGCAACGCAGCCACACAGUCUACGAUGUGCACUCGGACAACAAGCUUUCCGAGAUGUUGUCGCUCUUUGAGAAAGGACUCAAGAGUGUCAAGAGCGAGUACGAGCAGCUGAACUAUGCCCGACAGCUGAAGGAGAGACUGGAGGCUUUCACUCAGGACUUCCUUCCCCACAUGAAGGAGGAGGAGGAGGUGUUCCAGCCCAUGUUGAUGGAAUACUUUACCUAUGAGGAGCUGAAGGACAUCAAGAAGCAGGUGAUUGCCCAGCACUGUCGCCAGCAGCGCUGGGAUUGUGCGGCCGAGGUGCUCAAAGGCUUCAGCCUGCUCAACCAAGCCGAGGAGCUGCACAAGGCCUUCAAGUACUUGGACCACGAGAAGACGGAUGAUGAGUUGGAGAAGGGGUCCGGAUCGGCCCACAUCUCCCAGCUUCCCGUGGAGGUUCUGCUAAAGCUGUUUAGAUACCUCGGCCCAGAAGACCUGUGUCGCUGCGGGCAGGUUUGCACCACCUGGUCAAGUGUUGCCAAAACUGGCUCCCUCUGGAGGCACUUGUACCCAGUCCGCUGGGCGAGAGGCGACUACUACCACGGCCCCCCCGGCGAGCAGGAUCAGGAUCCCGAUGAGGAGUGGGUGAAGAACCUUAAAGACGAGGGCCGCGCUUAUCAGGAGUUUGAUGAAGAUGCAGACGUGGACGAGUCUGAAGAGGCCUCAGAGGAGAGUCCAGCUAUUAAUGCAGUCCAGCGAGAGAAGAAGCUGUUGAAUGGGAUGAUUCAGAACCUUCUGCCCAUCGUGGGGCCUUCCGUCAGGUCCAUCGUCCUGGCAUACAGCUUUGCCGUCUCCAGUAAAAUGGUUCGCCAGAUCCUCACCCUUUGCCCCCAACUCACCUACCUGGACCUAACCCAGACUGAUGUCACCGACUCUGCAUUCGACAGUUGGGCUUCUCUGGGUGCAUGCAGCUCUCUGGAACACCUGGACCUGUCUGGCUGUGAGAAGAUCACAGACCACACCCUGAAGAGGCUUUCCCUGGGCCUGGGCGACCUGACCUCCUGCUCCCUUCCCAUCAGGAGUCCCGAUCGCAAGGCCAAGCUGCUGGCCGGUCUCCCCUCUCCCAUCAAGCUCCAGCACGAGGUCCCCCCCGACUGCUCCAACGGCAGGGGCAGGCAGGCGCUCAUCUUCAAGAGGAGACCUGGCGGCCGAGGCAACGGCUUCGGACCGGCGCACGUGUGGGUGCUGGAUCCGUCCGAGCUGGUCGACAUCGAGGACGCGGCCGAGUGGAGCCGGCGCGGGGGCGGCAGCGGCGACCCGGCGUUGGAGGGCCCCACCAGGCCCCCGGAGAUGCAGGUCGUCGGGGAGCAGUGCUGCUGCAGGAGGAGCCGAAAGCGAGGCUUCAGAACUGGUAAAGGCAGCAGCAGUGGCUCCCCCUACUGGCAGCAGCAGCAGCCGCUGCAGCAUGCAUCCUACAGAGAUGCACAAUGUGGCCACUCCACAUGCUGUGGCGGAGACACCGCCCUAAGGACUUCUAAAGGGGCCCAGUGCAGUCCUCCGGCCACAGGGGGCAGCGCUGGGUUUCGGACUAAGUGCCCUGCAGAGGGCCAAACUUGCCCCGGGCGUGGCAAACAGACUGACAAAUCAGACACCUUCCGCUUUCUCAGGUUCCUCAGUCUGUCCGGGUGCUAUCAGAUCACAGACCUGGGCUUGAGGGCUCUGUCUCAGCGUGGAGGCCUCCCGGUCCUGGAACACCUGAACCUGUCGGGCUGCCUCUUCAUCACUGAGGUGGGACUGCAAGAGCUGGUGUCGGCCUGUCCAGCACUCAACGACGAACACUUCUACUACUGUGACAACAUCAACGGUCCCCACGCGGACACGGCCAGCGGCUGCCAGAACCUGCAGUGUGGCUUCAGGGCUUGUUGCCGCUCUGGAGAGUAGAGUCUGCGCCCUCUUCCUCUCUCCCCCCCGUGUGUGUGUGUGCUCUCCCGUAGAUCACUCUCGCACCCCUUCUACUUGUACGUGCACUUUAAUCCAAGGAACACCAAUCGGCUGUGCUCCCUUUCUUUGAAGAAAAUGGUUUUCCCAAUCUGCUAAAAAUUCCUGAUAUGGCAUUUCCACUUGUAUCUCUUGAGAAGUUUCCUUUCUAAGCGGAGGGAGGGAGUAUCUGUAUGUACAGAUCGUUUGUAAGAUAUUGAAGGUGUAAUAACCGGCUCCCUCUGUUCUCGUUAAUGGUGGGGAUGAGAUAGUGAUAUCAUCCUAUAGUUUGGGGCCUUUCUGUUUAAAAGUAACUCAUCACUUAACACCACUGAGUUCUGUUUUGUCCUUUAGGGAUCCUUUCCAUCUCUUUUUUUUGUAGUCCUACGUUCACUUAUUAACUCACAGCGUAGCUUGUAUUUUCUCAGAGUUCAUAGAUGAGUAUGCAGUAGGUGACCAUUUAAUACCUUCCGUCAUCUGUCACACAGAUAGUCAACACCCUACUGAGAUGCGAUUGUGAAGCCCCCUAUUAGAUACACACAAACCAUUCCCCUUCAGCUCAAUAUACUGUAGGUUACACUGGGAUAGAUGGGACAUCAAGGAAUUUGUGCUGUCUUAACAAAUAGGGUAGUAGUCUAAAUUCUGCCAUCAAGUAAUUUCAAAUUACCAGCACGCCCAUUGGUGUGCUUUAAUGUCAUAGGCUCAGUUGUUGGAGUCAACCUAAUUGUUUUCCUCACUCCAUUAUCUGGUUUUGGAUGAUCUAAUCAUCCAAUCAUUUGUACAUUUUGAAUGAUUAAAUUGCACAUCUGGCUCUAAAGCAGUGUGUUGAUUUCAACUGAAUUGGGCAGCAUUCAAAAUUGGAAUGUGUGAUUUAACAAAAGUUGAUUUCCUGUUUCAGGGCAAGUAAAUGUAAUCAUUUGUGAAGCACCAUUCAUGGGUUCAGAAUUGGAAAUACCUAACAUAAGCCUAUCACUCAGCUUAUGCAUGGAGAAAAACCUGUUAAUAAACCAUUUUAAAGCUGAACAACAUAAUGUCUUGGUU